Penicillium atrosanguineum is the source of this 4032-nucleotide messenger RNA. RefSeq names its product GAS2 domain protein. Bases 1 to 4032 code for a protein of 1343 amino acids. Gene Ontology annotation, molecular function: microtubule binding. NCBI's taxonomy places the organism in Eukaryota, Fungi, Ascomycota, Eurotiomycetes, Eurotiales, Aspergillaceae. The transcript has a single exon. The record is from RefSeq and is a predicted model, not a curated record.
AUGGCUACCAUUCGAAAAAGCCCUCUUCGUCCCUCAAUUCGCCUCUCCCCUGCGCACUCCCGCGAUAAUUCCCGCUCGACCUCCCCGGAACGAAACCCGGGCUCAGCAUACUCCAAAAUCGACCCUCUCCUCAGCAACCUGUCUCCCGAGUCAACCUUACAAGCCCUUACCUCCACCGAAGCUGUCCCCUCGAGCCAAUCUUUCUCCUUUGAUAGCCUAUCACGAAGUAUCUCACAGGUCUCACCCGCCGAACGGGCACUGGGCAUCCGUGCUGCUAUAGCUGCCCAGGAUUUGAACGUUUGGUAUAAGGAGGUCCAGUCGUGGAUAUGGCCGAAACACAACGAAGCGAAAGAUGGAAAGGGGUUCCUUCCGCCGACCCAACCGUAUGUCGCAGGUACGGUCUCCGUCCCGAGCUUACUGUUGCCCCUUGGUAGCGGUGAGUUCGAGUACUAUGGGAGUCUGCCAGCAGGCGUGGUCGAAGAGUAUGAGAAGAGGAUUGAGGAGAUACGCGAUGGAAUGGACAAUUUAAAUGUGGAGGAAUUAAAGGAACACGUUCUCAACGCUCACAUUCCAUCCCGAUCUCGCCCUUCCUCCUCGACCAGCACUAUUUCUGUGCCACCGCCGCUCAGCUAUGUACAGCUUAGCGACUUCACAGCCGUCGUCACUGCUACGAUUCUCCGCGCCCUUCCGUUCUUGUCACGAUUGAGCGCUCUCCUAACCACCUGGGACGUCCGUCUUCUUGUUCUGCGCCAGGUCCCGGGCCUUCUACGAGAACUAAGACUCAUUCGAUCUGCUCUAGACUCCUCUUUUCACGCAUUGCGCGCUUCAAAUUCCUCACAGCCCAGCAAUGAUCUUUUUUCCAAGUCCUAUCUACGCGAGGAACAUGCUAAACUCGAGUCUGCGGUUGUUGCUGUGGGCAGGCGCAUGGACCGUGCCUUGGACGCGUUGGAAGGCCGCCAGGAUUCUUUGCCUGAGAGUUGGAUCGACGAUUUGGAGAAGGUUGAGUCGGACUUUGCGGAGUGGGUAGUUGAGGCUGAGAAAUAUCAGCUUCGUGCGGAUUGGUUACGUGCAAAAGAAGAAGCCAAAGCUGCGGCUGCCGAUGCGAGUAAGGCUCAGCUGGAGCAGACCUCGCAAGAGCCGGAACUGGACUCAGCUCAAGCUAAGAACAUAACAGAAUCUUCAAGUAUUCAACAACCUGCCCAUGCGGAGACUAUUCAAAAGGAGCCUAAGCCUGAAGUUGGGGCACCCGCGGUCUCAGAUGUCGAGCAGCCUCAACCAGACAUCAAGGUCUCUACACCGAGUUCCACAGAGGACCCAGCUCUACCUACUCUAUCUAAACUGCAAAUAUCUCUCAACAUUCCUAAGGCCUGUGAAAAAUCAGGCGUGGAUGACGCUGAACAAAAACCCGCAAGUCGGUCCAAUGUCAUCGUUGCCGAGGACCUGGAAACACCAACACAAGCCAGCUUCUUCGCGGAAGCAUCUAUGGCCCCUUCAAUUGAAACUCCACAGGUAUCGCCAUCUCGGGUACCAUUACCAGAAACACCAAACAUCGAGGAUAAGGAGAACAUCCCUCCCGGGCUCUUGGAGCCACUAGUCUCAUCUUCCCCAACUCGAGAGGUGUCUAAACCCCAGGCCUUGAAAGAGCAUGAUGUUGAUGAAGACCCCUUCAUGCAAAGGCCUACUUCCUCCCGUACGGUCGAGGUGAACGUCGACCCUGUUCAAUCCACAAAAUCUAGCCCCAAAAUAAAAGACCAAACUGCCAGUUAUGAUGGUGCCUCGGAUAGCCACUCCGAAGAGCAUGAGAGAGAUAUGAAGGCCCUCGAUGCACUCUAUUCUCCCGAUCCAUUACAGGCAAAGGUUACCUCAACUAUCCCAACUGACUCGAUGGCCAGGCUCAUCAGCAAGUCUGAACCUCGAGUGUCAUUCAGUGUUCCAAAGGAGAUGGUUGCGUCGGAGCCAAGGACACUGCCGGUUGAAGCUUCCAGGAACCAUGGGCGGAGCUCUGUUUCUGGCCCUGGGCUUUUUGCGCAGCACCAGACUGUUCAGUCAGAAGCCCCAAAGCCUACCUCCUCCAAUACAGAGCCCACCAAUGUCAAGUCUCAGCCGCCGAAGAAGAAUAUCCCACAGCAACCAAGUUCUGCUCGGAAGCCGCUUCAAAGCCCUAUCAAGCUUGGGAAACCUCGGCCAGGAAAACUCAAUCUCGACAAGAAUUCCCAAAUACCGCGCCCUCGUCGACCAUCUACUGGGUCUGUGGGCUCUCUGCUUUCCGACAACUCCUCCUUGCUUUCCAGCACCGAUGCUCCUGAGCCUCAAACUGGGUCAUCGGGCGACCAGUUGACCCCUUCUCGCCCUGAUUUCCCAACAUCCCAACCUCUCAAGUCACAUGGUGCUUAUCUGCUGCGAAAGGAACGUCUCCUUCAUCUGGAGAAUCGAAACGACUCUUCUCACUCUGCCUUCCAGCCAAAUCGCUCGGUCAGUCUUCCUUUGGAGCGCUUCAUCAACGAAGAAAUAGCUUUCGAGCUGGAAAAUGGAGGAGCCCCAGACAUGGUCCAGCUUGGGUCGAAUACUAAGGGGCCAGUUUCUACCAAAUUCCCUCUCAACGGGCCUUCUACACCAACUACCCAAGUGCCUCUUCGUUCCUCCAGUCGCCGUCCAGCUCUCAGUCGGGGUAGAUCUUCGUCUGAUUUGAAGGCUGUUGCUCAGAAUUCAAGAACUAUAACCCCGGAUCUUAAACCUUUCGGCCAGAACACCGCCCAAAGAGCCGUGCAACACCAAGAGCAGCCAAAGUCUGCUCGACUACGCAAGCGUCUGACCGCUCAUCCCAGCCUGGAGAGCCUCGGUGUGAGAAAGCACGAGCUGUCAUAUGUCGAGGAAGAUGAUUCAGAGAUGACGGAUAUUGGCUCUCGUGCCUCAUCGCCAAAUAGGCUGUCUGGAAAACCGAGGGAUCGUCUUGAUGAGAAGAUCAACUCCAUCCUGAACACCAUUCCUGGUCGCAUCCACCUUGUGGAUCCCAACAACGAGGCGGAAACUUCUUCCUCGUCGUCUUCCAUGGACCGAAAAAUGCGAGAGCGCUGUCUGUCCGAGUCUCCACAUGGACCACCAUCUCGCAGUAUGACCCCUGCUCCUGGUCUUACCCUCAUGCCCGCUUCUAGGAGGCGCUCUUCGUACGCCCAUAAGACCGAGGAUAGCUGCGUCAAGCUGUACCAUCUCCACCACGGAGGUCAGUCAGCACCUACGAGGCUUUUCGUUCGCACUGUGGGUGAAGAAGGCCAGCGAGUCAUGGUCCGUGUCGGUGGUGGCUGGGCUGAUCUUGGAGAAUACCUUCGCGAGUAUGUCAUCCACCAUGGCCGCCGUAAGGUUUCUGAGACACCUCGGGUGGAGGUUCAAGGCUUCGGACCUCGUACAUCACCAGGUUAUUCACCCGGCAAUAGGCUCCAACCCGGGGCGCCAACCCAUAUCACACCCGGUCGAGCUACCCCCUCUCGACCCCCUUCUGCUCUUAGCGCCCGCCCGCCCUCGUCACUCACCGUCCGCAAAGCCCGACGAAGUUCCAACGCAUCCGAAAUAUCAACAAUGGCUCCUCGCGCGGUGACAACUGGAACAUUGAAUUCUUUCACCUCUCCGCCUACCGCAUCCGCGGGCAACCGUCGCCUCUCUAUGUCAUCUAGCUACUCGAUUGGAGAUAUCCACGUACACUCCCCCGCAAACACCACCUCUGGCCACUCCGACUCCCAGGCCACGCCUCUAGGUCUAGCAGGCCCCAAGCCUCGCUCACGGCAGAUCUCAAUGAGCCCCGAGGGUGAAGCCUGGGUUGAAGAUGUUCUCCAGCAAACCCGGCGCUCCAGCUCCGUCAACCCCCCGCCUGUUCCAUUGAAUAUGGCACUAGAACACGGCGUAUCUGAAGGGCAAGAUGCGCAUGAGCAAGCGCAUGAGCAAUCGCAUUCUCUCCCCAAAAUUCGCAGCUUCGGUGACAUCGGCUCAGCCGGUACAAGCCGACGCAUCGUCCUAAAAGGACUCAACGGUCGCCGAUAA